Messenger RNA from Entamoeba invadens IP1, 3849 nucleotides. RefSeq lists its product as hypothetical. Lineage: Eukaryota; Evosea; Mastigamoebida; Endamoebidae. The transcript is spliced from 2 exons. The record is from RefSeq and is a predicted model, not a curated record. Bases 1 to 3849 code for a protein of 1282 amino acids.
AUGGUAGAUAAAGAUUCCCCCAUAUCAGUUAAUUCGUUUAAUGUGAAUGACACAAAUGCCCAACAAAUUAUUAGCGAGUCGACGUGCGGCGACGUCUUUGAGAAAGUGGUCCUCUUCGGACACAAACGUCUUGGAGUUGCUGGUGUUAGCAAAGAGUACCACACGAGCUUUGUCAUCGACAGUAUCAAAGGUGGAGUCGACCAAAUAUACGCAAUGCCACAAAUGGACAUGGUUUUAGCGCUCCAAAAGGGGCGUAUUGAAGUGUACCAAUUAGGUACUGACAAGAAUGUCGAUGGCGUCGACGCUUUCGACAAAGUCAAUCAAGGCGACACCCAAACUUCGAUGAAUGCCGAUGUCUUUUGUGUUGAGCGAGUGAAAGAAGACUUUGCAGUCAUCGCCAAAUACGAAGACAAGAAGAAGAUCGUCAGUAUCGGCCUUCUCGAGAGUAACGGACACUUGAAUGCGAUGGCCAGAGUCUUCUGCGCAGACUCGAAAGUGUAUGCUAUGUGUUUCUUAGGAAAGAGUUUAGUACUAGCAAUGGAAGACAAGAUCAUUAUAAUAUCGCCUUUUGGAGAUGUCAAAGGGGUUGUGGCUUCGCGAACUGCGAUGAAAAAGGGUCCCGUCAAAAUAUUGAAAGUAGAUGACGAGCAUGCUGUAGCGUCUUAUGAGUCUGAAAUUUACUUAUGUUUGCCCACUGAAAUAUUACAGGCGAAGGUCAGUAAUGCUAUUGUAGGAGCUGUCUAUCAAGUCCCUAAUCUCUUUAUUGUGUUAAAGCAGUCAUCGACACAGAACGUUGGAACAAAUGGACUGUACUACUACCCACUUCCUCUUAAAAACACAGUGACUGGUUCGCCAAAGUCUAUAAAAUCAGUGAAAGUCGAUGAUGUUGUUAAUAUACACGCGACAUAUCCCAUGUUCAUCAAAGCUAAAGGGGAGUGCUUUGACUUGAAACUGCGGCCCGACAAAGUGUUUGAGUCGUUGAAAAGUGGGUUGUAUGAGAGUACUAUCAAAGUGAUAGACGAGUUUCCUGAGAUGGCGAAAGACCCCCGACUGAAAGUGCAAACUGAAAUGGCGCAAUAUUGUUAUGCUUUGUCUCUUAUAGAGCAAUUCUUCAAAGAUGAGAACUUAAGAACAGCUACCUUCUUGGAAGAAAUAUUCUACCGACUGAGAAUGAGUCACGAGAAUAUCUUGUUGAUCACUGCGAUGUUGACACACACUGUUAUCAAAAGUUUCUUUCCUACACUCUCGAAAGAAUUGAGUAGAAUGUACACUGGAGAGUGGGAAGACGAGAAUGCGUAUUCUGAGAGCAGUUCUGCACUUAAAAUUGUUUUAAAUCGACUGAAGUCUAUCACAGAGAAGAAGUCACAAGACAAGCAGAACACAUUAAGUCCAGAGAUCCAAACGGCAUUUUUGCAUUACUUGUCGAUUCUUUUGUACAAGAACGAAUACACUUUCUUUGAAGAAGAUGAGUUGAAAAAGAAGGACACCACCAAGAGAAGACCAAACGAUACAGAAGGAUACAAAAUAUUCUUGACAACUUUCUUGCUUGUGUUAUACUCGUACAACCCCGACCACGCAAGACUUGGGCUUAUUGUGUCUCAAACGGACUAUUUGCUCUCAGACCACAUCAUCGACUUUGUUAGUGGAAAUACUCUAAUCAAUUAUUAUAUCAAGAUGAAUUACUUGGACGGUAUCUUUAACAUCAAGGCUAUUGGCCAGGAACAGAAAAAGAGUGCACUGAAGACAGUAGCGACUACAGUCCCUCUGACGGAGUUUGAUGAUCCAGUAGUCAUCGACUUUGAUAGAAAAUGUGAGAAGUACUUAAAAGAGUUCAUCUCGACGCAACAAGGCACUGAUGACGAAAUUAAUGAGAAGCUAGGGACUGAGGUGUAUGAGCUCUUUGGUGGGAAAGAAUUUAAAGCUCCUGUCGAUUUGUGUGUCAAACACAUUAAGUCGUGGACACUUGCGGAUUCGUAUGAAUUAAAGAACGAAACGCGUCUUCGUAUUGCUGUGAUGUUUCUUAGAAAGUUAUAUUCCGAUGCGUUAAAUAGUAAAGCACGCAGUACAAACUUAGAUUGGCUGACUGAGCGAAUUACAUUGGCAUAUUUGGAGUACUUCACAUUUGUAGCGACCGAAGAAAGUCUGAAGAAUCCGUCGAAAGAACUCGUUCAAAAUUGUUGCGCGUUAAUAUACCAAACAAAGGCCACUUCAAAGGAAUGUUUUUAUAAAGUCCACAACGAAAUGCCACCAAAGUUCUUCCAAGUUCGCUGUUGUGUUGGGUACUUAGAAAGUAAAGAAGAGGCGUACAACCAAUUAAUAAGAAUCAAUGAGAGCUGGCCAUCAUAUCCAGAACGAGACUUAGACGACGAUGGAAAUUACUCGACCAAAUUUAUAGGGAAGAUCGACACGGUUAUCGACUUGACUGAACAAGAAAUCAAAGCGUUUUUGACGCGAGUUACCGGUAUAAAGAACAUCACCAACCACAAUUACAGGGAAAUUCUCCUCACAAAUUUAAAGAAGAUGCAAGACGACUUUCUGAAUGCGAGAGCGUGCAAGGAGUGUGCAUUAAAAGGAAGUGCAUGUGAAACACAUAAGAAUGCAUAUAUCCCUUUUGUUGAGCCGACGAUCACAAGACACAUAGCUGAGAGCAUCUUGUUCACACUGAUUGUCUUUGGUAAAGAAAAGUACUUUGAGAUGGUCAGGGAGUUUGCAAAGAAGUGUGGGAACACUAUACCGGAAUGGGUGUUACAGUUCUUGUUGUCAUUCUUCAUCCCGGGCCUGUUAGACUUCUUUGGUGGAAAUGAGUACAACGUGAAGGGGAUCAUCUCAUCCGUCGAAGACGUCUUUUCUAAAGAACCAUCUCCCAAGAACACGGAAAUCACAAAAGUCUGUUUGAAGAGGAUAUACGUGCCAAUUGUGAGGUACUUAAGAGCUUACUUUUCCAAGAACACUGCUUUGGACUCGUUGUUCCUUAUCGACUGUUACUUGGCAUAUUUGAAAUUACCAGGAAAUGAUCAACUUGAAGCUACAAAGGCAUUGAUCGACUGUAUGUCGAACCCGAUUUAUUCCGAAAGGAUUAAGAAAGCGUCUGGGUUGUCGUGGAGGUUGCAGUGUCGUAUCAAACACCACGUCAGUUUCAUGGAAGGUCUUCGUCAAUACUUUGUUGAGUUAAAGAGGCGACUUGUUGAUGUUGGGGAGGAUGAAUUCAUAAAAAUCUUUGACGACCGAUUUGCGAAUUAUUUGUCGAGCGUUAACACUGAAAUUGGAUUAGGGUAUCGAAAUGGGAUUAACCCUGAAUCCUAUAUCACUCUUAUUCGACAGUUUUACAGACCAUUUUCUGUUCAACAAGACAACAUUUUAGUUGAAAUUGUGUUGCAUUGCGUGUGUUUACGAGACCACAACGGAUACUCCCCAUUACUCAAUAGAACUAUUUGGGAACUCCUUCAAAAGAACUCAGUCGAACUACCAUUUAAACCAAAAGUGGCACUCACACUCUUUUCUAUGUUUUACCCAAUCAUUCCUCUUGAAAUGACUCAAAAACAAAUGGACUGGAUAUUUAACAUCCAGACAUAUACCCUCGACCAAAAGAACAUCUUCUUCGAGUUAUUCGACACAUUGAAAACAACCGGUGACUUGAUCAAAUUGACUCCAGCAAUCCACUACUUCUCUCACCAAUUCUCUCAACUUAAACUCGAAAGCGCGUCACAAAAAUCACUUGUCGCCAACGCCCCAAGACGUUACUUCAAAUUGCCGUACGGUCAAAUCUGCAAAUUGUGCGGCACAAAAAUUGCACUUAGAGAGCACUUGACGUAUUCCAAUGGACAGUUCUGCCACGUCACAUGCCAUUAA